Molecule: messenger RNA, 7980 nt
Organism: Scylla paramamosain (green mud crab)
Lineage: Eukaryota; Metazoa; Arthropoda; Malacostraca; Decapoda; Portunidae
Gene: dnc
Product: 3',5'-cyclic-AMP phosphodiesterase-like
Exons: 11
Coding region: 1758-3794 (678 amino acids)
Biological process (GO): signal transduction
Cellular component (GO): perinuclear region of cytoplasm; cytosol; nucleus
Molecular function (GO): 3',5'-cyclic-AMP phosphodiesterase activity
Source: RefSeq, a predicted model, not a curated record
UCCGUUUUCUCAGAGCUUAGACUUCCACCUCAACAACAACAAAAGCAGCAGCAGCAACAGCAGCAGCAGCGGCGGCGGCGGCGGCGGUGGCGGAGGCAGUGGCGGCAUCUCUGCUAUGCAUUUAUAUUUAGUCAUUCGUCACCGGUACGCGUUAUCGCUCCCCUUCAUUCUUGUCCCCUCCCUACUUACCUUCCUUCCUGGCGUUCCUUGCUAACUCUUCCUUCCUUCCUUCCUCCCUCCCUCGGCCCGCCUCCCCUCCUGCCAGAGUGACCGGGCGCGAGUGGCAGCAUCACGCGAGCUGUUUCGCGUCGUGAUCGAUUACCGCGCGGAGUAACAAGGUCGAGGAACUUGAACCCGCCACACUGCGCCACCCUCACUCAGCCUGACCCUGGCGCGAGGAGCAUGACUGACUGACUGACUGGCUGCCUGACUGCCGACUCAGUGAGAACAGACUGUGCUCGUGUAUUCUGCCGCUGAGUGGCGCUGAGCGAGACGAGGGAAAGGUUUAAGUGGCGCGGACUGGUGGAGAUGGUGGAGGUGGCAGAGGUGUGGAUUUCUUGUUGUGUUGGAGGAAUACAUUAGGUGGGCCGCGAGGCCUGAGGCAGCGGGCUGGCGUUACGCUGUGGCCACCAGCCCUCGCCGCCGCCCCCGCGCAUCUCUGUCGCGGCAUCGCUUCCUCAGUCGGGUGUGAGAACCCACAGAGUCCGGGUCUGCGUGUUACGCGUAUCAAGGUCGUGGCGGCGGCGGCGGGAGCGUCCUGCGAAGGGGACACGUGGAGCAGGAGGUCCGGCUGAAGGCUGCGGUCGCCGAGGCAGCGGCGGCCACCCUCGCCCCACGCGGGCAGUGCGGCGCCGAGAAUAGUGUUUGCGUGAUAGCGAGAGGCUGUGACGUGCACGGGUACUGGUGGUGCCAGGAGCCAGCUAGCGGGGCCGCCGGCCCUCACAACAACCACAACCAUCGGCCCAGCACAACACGCCGCCACUGGCCUGCCCGCACGCCCUCACAGACCAGCCCAUAUUGAUCCCAGACUAACAUUGUCGACAACGUGAUGACCGCCACGACCACCGGCCGAGGCCCACGACCGCCGCGGCGAUGGGUCGUAUCGGAGUGAGGGACAGCAGCACCCACUCCUGCCACUGAAGGAACGCUCGGCCCGCCCUGCGAGGUGCGCGGCGCGUCACACGUGGCUGCGCCGAGUGUUGUGUGUCGCCUACGUGCUCCUCUCAACUCCACCGCCUCACCUUCUCUCCUCCUCCUCCUCCUCCUCCUCCUCCUCCACCUCCGUGUCGCCCGGCCGUGGGUGUGGCCGGCUGCCAAGCGUGUGUGGUGGCCCCGUUGGCCGGGGAGCAGUCCCCCAAUCGUGGCGCAGAGACUGGUCAUUCUGGAGGAGCCCCCAGGGUCCCCGGGGGGCACCGAGGCGGUGGCCUCGGCCUCCUGGAAGGUGUCCCGCACCACCUCCUGCGAGAUGCAGCAGCGGGUGGUGACGGGCCGCUUGGAAGCGGCACAAUUCCACCUGGGCAACAGCACGCCGCCAGGGGACACCGCUAACGUGCCCCACCUCCCGGGCCUUCCCUCCCUGCCGGCAUUCCCGGCACUCCCCGGGGAAGCAGUGCGGGCGCCGCGGCGCGUCAUACAACGGCCUGACGGAAGUUUCGUGCCGCAGCGGAGCUUCUCCUUCAGGGAACGCUCAGACUCGCUGGGCGGAGCGAGCGCCUUGCGGCCCCACGAGCCCGCCUCCCCCCACCCACCACCUCUCCAUGGACCUGGAGGUGCCCGAGGCGGCGCGCCAACAGUCCCUGGCAGUGAACCACUCCUUCUCCGACCUCUACGACAUGUCCAGCCAGGGCAAGCUGCCCCGCACACUCUCCACCUCUGCGCUCCGCAUCAAGAGCCGCUCCAUCUUCUGGGAAAAGUUUUGGCAGGGUCCGUUGGAGCCGCGGGUGGGAAGCAAGCUACACGGGGAGGACCUGAUCGUGACCCCCUUCGCGCAGAUCUUGGCGUCGCUGAGGUCUGUUCGGAACAAUUACAUCACUCUCACCAAUGUUUCCACCUCCAAAUCUCGGAGGUCCAGCGCACAGGCGGGCUGCUCCACGCCUCAGCCCAAAAACUUUACUUAUGGAGAUGAGACGUACACGAAGGUGGCGCUGGAGACCCUGGAGGAGUUGGACUGGUGCCUGGAUCAGCUGGAGACCAUUCAGACCCACCGCUCCGUAUCUGACAUGGCGUCCUCCAAAUUCAAGAGGAUGCUAAAUAAGGAACUGAGUCACUUCUCUGAAUCCAGCAAAUCAGGCAACCAGAUUUCCGAGUACAUCUGCACAACCUUCCUUGACCAACAGCAAGACCUCGACAUCCCGAGCCUGCGAGUGGACGAUGGCGAACGGCCUAAGAAGAAGGAUAGAACCCUGUCCGGCAGCCUCGCGGGGAUGUCGUCGGCAGCAAUAUCAGCAGGCGGAGAGAGGAGUGGCCAUGUGUUGCAGUCCAUUGCCUCAGCCUCGUCAGCAGCACAGGGCACGGCAGCAAUCAGCGCGACCAACCGGGUGUCUAUGUCCCAGAUCCAGGGCGUCAAGAAGCCGCUGCUCCACGCGAACUCCUUCACUGGCGAGAAGCUACCCAAGUACGGCGUGGAGACCUGCCAAGAGGAUGAGCUGGGCAAGAUACUGGAGGACAUUGACAAGUGGGGCAUUGAUGUGUACAGGAUCUCUGAGCUGUCCGACAGUAAGCCACUCACCACCGUUACUUACGCAAUCUUUAUGGAAAGAGACCUGCUUAAGACGUUCAAUAUUCCGCCCAAGACCUUCAUCACCUUCAUGAUGACGCUGGAGGACCACUACCUGAAGGAUGUGCCGUACCACAACUCCCUGCACGCCGCUGACGUCACCCAGUCCACCCACGUCCUCCUCAACUCCCCGGCCCUUGAAAAUGUGUUCACGCCCCUGGAGAUCUUGGCAGCCAUCUUCGCAGCUGCCAUUCACGAUGUGGACCACCCGGGCCUCACCAACCAGUACCUGAUCAACUCCUCCUCAGAACUUGCCCUCAUGUAUAAUGACGAGUCAGUCCUGGAGAACCACCACCUGGCUGUGGCAUUCAAGCUGCUCCAGAAUGAAGACUGCGACAUCUUCACGAACCUCGGCAAGAAGCCCCGGCAGACCCUGAGGAAGAUGGUGAUUGACAUGGUGCUGGCGACAGACAUGAGCAAACACAUGAGCCUCCUCGCUGACCUCAAGACCAUGGUGGAGACCAAGAAGGUGGCUGGCUCUGGGGUGCUGCUCCUUGACAAUUACACAGACAGGAUACAGGUGCUACAAAACAUGGUCCACUGUGCUGAUCUGAGCAACCCCACCAAGCCUCUUGAAAUGUACAGAAACUGGGUCUCUUCUAUCAUGGAGGAGUUCUUCCAACAAGGUGACCGAGAGAGGGACCAAGGCAUGGACAUCUCCCCCAUGUGUGACAGACAUACAGCCACCAUUGAAAAGUCACAGGUUGGCUUCAUUGACUACAUCGUCCAUCCACUGUGGGAGACGUGGGCAGAUCUGGUGCACCCCGAUGCCCAGGACAUCCUGGACACCCUUGAAGAGAACAGAGAUUGGUACAACCGCAUGAUCCCUAUCUCCCCCUCCUCCUCCUCCAAUGACCUGAAGGAGGAGGACUACCCUGGAGAUAACUCCCAGGAUGCACCUGAGGAGGAGCUUUGUGCAGCUGCUGACAGGAUCCAGAUUCAGUUUACACUUGACGACGAAGGCAGUGGGAACAGAGGGCCGCCAGGAGACGCUCGGGGGGAGGAUCCCACAAUGUGACCGCUGGUGGCGUCCUACUGUGCCAGACUGAAGCGGAAGGUGAUGCGGUGGCUGCACCUCAAGUGACGGCCCCUGCAGCGGGAGGCAAGGGGCACCGCUGCAUCCCCGGUCCUCCUGCACACCCCUGCCUCUGGCCCUCACCUCCUUACCUCAUGUUGCGAGAUUUAUUUGUGUCUGCCGCGGGCCCUGCUGGUUCGGGGCCGACCGCGUGGGCUUGUGUGAGCUCCCAGUGACUGAGCUAAUGCCUGGCCUCAGCCAACCUACCCUUGCCUAAUGUGAUUUAAUAUAUUCUUAUAGUAUUGAUGGAGAGCCGGUCACAACAGUGAACAGUGCCAAAUCGUUCCUUUUUAAAAGAAAUAUGGAUCCUGUGGUGGUGGUUUGUUACAUGAGAAAAGAGAACAUUGGUGGGGAGUUGUCUGUCACACGAGGACUCUGUUCUUGGGUGGUCAUUCCUUUUAAAGUACCAAUCCCAUGAAGGCAACGAUGUGUGAUGCCUCGAGAGCACAAUUGUGGGGAGUUGAUUAUUCUUUAUUUAUUUAUUUUUAUUUAUUCUUUUUUUUUUCUGUUUUGAGGACUAAGGCUUCUGUGUGGUACAUAUCAGAUAGCAGCAUCAGUAACCAGCACACGAGUAGUGCUUUCACUGUGCCAGUCUGGGGCAUUAUUACGUGAGCUCUUUCGUAACACAGGUGCCUGACGGGGUUUGCCGCUGCCGACACCCAGAGUAAACUUGCUGUCGGAGAAGCCAAAGAUAAUUUAUUGCUUCAACCCCAGUGGACUAAAGAGCCACUGCUGUGACUGCACACUGCAGCUGCUGCACAGCUCGAGGGAUUUAAGUUUGUACAGCAGCUGAGGACAUGGAUGGUGGGUCCUGUCAGGCAAAUGAAACAAAAAAUACAAAAAAUACAAAAAAAAAAAAAUGUCCCUCACUUGAAACUGAUGUAAGAGUUUAGAUAAUAUUAUUGAUUCCCUUUUUUCAUUACUUAUUUUAAGUAGUGUGGAAAAAUUAUUUGCCACCAUUAGAAUUUUUUUUCAUUACUCCUUACUGUGCAAGGUUCAUGAGUAGUUCGUUUUUAAUAUUUUUGCAAUGUCACUUUGAGAUUUUAUUCUUUUGACAGCUUUUUUGGCGCUACCUUAGAUGUUCGAUGAACUUCACUGAUGGGUUUUCACCGACUUUUGAACUAGGUAGCCGUGAAGAAGAGGUUCAGAUUUUAGCAUUUCAUUCACUCUCUGCAGUAAACAACACAGGCACUUUGUAAACCUUCUCUCAUUCUCUAGAUAGCUUUUAUGCUAACAAGUAUUUUCCAGUCUUGAAUCCUUCGACCUUUGAACAGUGUAGCAUUGACCUCAUCAUGAAAUGUGUUGUUUUCAAGGUAGAUGCCUAUAAAAGCAUCAGUCAGCCCAGCUGUCCAUCAUCCUGAAAUGUGCAGUUUAGAAAGAACCUAUAAACUUUUACAAUUGUUUCAGUCUGUAGGACACAUUACUUAUUCCACAUUAUGUUUGCUCUUUUUAUAAUAAAGUAAAUUACUGUCAGCCAGUAAUAUUUAAUUCAAAGUAUAUUAAGUCAGUAAUUUACAUUAUUAAGCCACCAAAUUGGCCUGUGAUACUCAAACCAUUGGACUUGCCUGAAAUGAAGUAAAUCUGAGCCUCUCAAGUAGAAUACUCCCUUGUGAUGAAGAGAGCCUAAUGUGUGUCACGUUCCAUCCCGCGCCGCCCAGUGUCGCUCACCAGCCACACUCCCAGCGCCCCUCGGCUCGGCACUGGCCACACCGGCAGCCCUCCAGUCCUUCCUGCAGUCCCCCGCCCUUCCCUCCCUCCCUCCUUCCCUCCCUCCUUGUAGACAGAUCAUGGCAAUGGGGAAACUCUGAUAAAUAUGCACCACACAGAUAACCAUUUCCAUAGCCAUGAUGUUUGUGUCCACUCAUUGCAGUCAUUUCAGAGAUCAGUGUUGCUCCUGUCUUUAUAAUGUAGUGUACUGUGCACUCCAGCCCUGGCGUUGGCACUGUGCUUGGCGCGCGUGUUCCCUCACAGUGGUGCUCCACAGGCACCGUGAACGGAGCCUCACUCGCCAUCAGAAAAGACAGCUCAAGAGGAGAAAAGUGGGACAGUUUAUCUCUGCAGAUGUUUCCCCACAGACCUGAGGACAGACUCGCCCUUCACUAAAUGCUAAUUAUUCAGAUAUAUAUAUUUAUUUUUUAUAGUAGAAGCAUUAAUCCCACCUUUAUGACAGGGUGACUGUAUGUAGUUGUCUAAUACCAUGUAAAUGUUAAUUUUUCUCAUAAUUUAUUGAAUGGGUCUCCUAUACAUGUGUAUUAUUUUUAAAGUAUUUACAUGUAUAUAGAGGUGCAAGUAAAUAUUAUCAGGUGUAUAAUAAGAUGUAUGAGUAUUUAAGCAGUAUUGCUUAUUAACAUAUUUAUAUAUAUAUAUAUAUAUAUAUAUAUAUAUAUAUAUAUAUAUAUAUAUAUAUAUAUAUAUAUAUAUAUAUAUAUAUAUAUAUAUAUAUAUAUAUAUAUAUAUAUAUAUAUAUAUAUAUAUAUAAUGUACAUACUUUAUGUUAGAUUGGUUGGCACCUCAGGUCUAUUUCACUACCAGGACCAUCUGCACAGACUAUGAUGAGACUCUGUGUAAUAACAUAUUUACAGUAACUAACUAUCCUGUAAAGAUAUGGGACUUUUUUUUCUGUUUUUUUUUUUUUUUUUUUUUUUUUUUUUUUUUUUUUUUUUUUUUUUAAUGGAGAAAUUAUCAUUGUUAUUUGGUGUUGGGUCAGAGUAAAUCUGGCCUGGCCCAAGCUGAGCCUAGGUCAGGGUUAUGUGCUGAUGAGUGACUGUGAUGUUUUGCUGACUCAUAAUUGUGAUGACUGUAACCCAGUGUGAGGGUGUUGGUGUUGCCGCCUGUUGAGCCAGGCGAGGGCAGGCCACGGGACAUGGCUCGAGUUGUGUGUACAAUCUGCUCUGCCAGGCUGAGGAACCAUGUCUGAUUCUCUUAUGAAGAUACCCAGUAAAAUUACCACAGCUGAAGUGGCCACCAAACCAAACCACUUCCUGUGCUCAGUGUGUGGAUCUUAUUGUUUAAAAGUCCAAAUGUGCUAUAUAACUAACUUAUUUUUCAAUUUAUUUUUCUGAAUCCUUACUCAGAAACCUUAAUAUUUUUGCAAAUUAUAUAAUGAGUGUAUAUUAAUAUAUAUUUUGUAUCUGCUUAGAAGAUAUUGGUAUAUAUGUUUGUUUCCCUUCCAUGCACAAUGAGGAUCUUGUAACCAACAGUAAAAAAUAGAAAAAAAAAUGAAAUCCUCCAGGACAUAUUUUAAUUGUAUCAGGAAUCACCUGUGCAGAAUUAUUGUAAAACACUUUUGUCGACUUAAAGGUUGUGUUUCACAUUGUUUAAGAAUAUAUCUAUUUUUAAUACAGUAUAACAUUGUUUAUAUAUCAAUACUAUAUUUGUACUGUUCAAUAAGUCACCAGUAACUGCAGAAAGUGUGUGCUGAACCUUUUUUUUUUCUCUCCUUUUUUUAAGUGUAGACGGAAAUGCAGUAUUUUCACAAGUGUGUUAGACGACUUACUGGUGGAGUUACAUUGGUUACGUCUACAUUAUUCUUUUUUUUUUCCCAUUCAUAUGAUUGCAACAGAUACAAGGCAGGUCCUUUCCUCUGCACAGAGCGCUACAGGGACAGAAACCUGUACUAUUUCACACGUGAAGAAAGGAGGAAGCCAAUGACGGUGGCAACGUUUCUUCCCAUUUACUCCUCCAGGACAUGGAAGAAGUAGGAGAGGUGGGAGGUGUGCGGAAGAGAGGGAUGGGGCUUGGUGAGGGGUGAGGAUGGCAGUAGAGCUUAGAGAAGGGUAACAGAAUGGGAGGAGGGAUACAGAGCAUAGUCAGUGGAGGGUGUGGUUGGAGAGAGAGGUGUUGGGAGACCCUUGUGUUGGGGACGGAAGAGGUCAGAUAGGGUAUGGCCAGCAGUAUACCCGAGUGUACUUCAUGCCAUGUGUACUAUACCCCUCCACCCGUGUCUCGCACUGUGUGGCCACCUGCUGUUAGACUCCAUCACAUUUUCAAACCUUUCAACUUGGUAUGCUUAGUCAAUUGUACAGUCUGUUGUGCCUAUGUAUAUAUGGGUAAUAUGAAAUCCGUAUAAAUUAUAUAAUUUUAUGUAUAAUAGUUAGAAUUAUUUAAUAAAAUAAACUUUUGGAAUAAA